UGGGAGCAGAUACCUGUCAAAUUCGGGUACCCACUCCCACUUCUGGUCUGAACGCCUAGGCGAUCGGAAUCGGAAGGUGUCCUCCCUCCCUGUAGUCUUUUGGGACACGUGACAGGUCCCAGAAGAUUACAGGACCAUUCAUGAAGCGCAGUGCUACUCGCGCAUGCGCAGUGGGUAUCCGGCUGUGAAGCCGCAAGCUGUCACAGCCGAGUGCCCACACGGAAGAUGCCGACACCUGGAUCACAGGACGGCCGGUAAAACGGGCUGCGGGGGACACACCGCG
Messenger RNA from Staurois parvus, 283 nucleotides. NCBI's taxonomy places the organism in Eukaryota, Metazoa, Chordata, Amphibia, Anura, Ranidae. The record is from the annotation of a GenBank genome assembly.